This is a messenger RNA of Arachis duranensis, 1905 nucleotides long. Its product is annotated as exocyst complex component EXO84B-like. The coding region runs from base 1 to 1905 and encodes 634 amino acids. The transcript has 5 exons. Gene Ontology annotation, biological process: intracellular protein localization; exocytosis; Golgi to plasma membrane transport. Lineage: Eukaryota; Viridiplantae; Streptophyta; Magnoliopsida; Fabales; Fabaceae. Gene Ontology annotation, cellular component: exocyst. The record is from RefSeq and is a predicted model, not a curated record.
AUGGAAUCUUCAUCAAAAACACAAAGAAGGUUCAGAUUCAGAGACCACUCCCAACCUGAAUCUCAGAACUCUGUGCCAUCAUCAGAGCCUAGCUCUGAUGUUUCUGCACUCUCACUGCAUGAUUCUGAUGAACCCGAAAUUGAGUCCAUGACUGGAAGGGGAAUCAAGCAUCUGUGUGAUGAACUUUUAGAGCUUAAGGAAGCAGCAAGUGAGGAUUUGCAGAAAAACAUCUUUGCUAAUUAUUCUUUCUUCCUUAGAAUUCUAGAGGAAGUGACAGGAGUGGAAAAUGAACUUGUGCAACUAGAAAACCAUUUUGUAUCACAUAAAAGACUAGUGAGGGAUCUUAUAGACCGUAUAUAUCCAAAUAUACUGUCCUUAAGCUCAAACAUUGAAGAUCACAUAGAUAAUGAAACUUCAUUAAUCCGUAGUGAAUUUGAAGCUCAUAUUAACGAUGUUUCGGAUAAGCUUGAUCUUCUCAUGUCAGAAAACAAGGUAGAUGAAGCCUUGGAGCUUCUAGAAUCUGCUGAUGCACAUUACCAAGGAAUCCAGUUCGAAGACUACUCGGAUUCUGACAUAAACUUAUACAACUCUGUGAUUUCUGAGAAGAUGUCAAUGCUGAAACAAAGAUUGAUACAGAUAGCUGAGAAUGAUAGAACAGUUGGACCGGAGCUGCAAAAGGCGCUAUCAGGGCUAUGCAGGCUUGGAGAGACUCAACUCGCUAUCGAAUUGUUGCUAAAAUAUUACCAUUCGAGGAUUAUGGAUGGAACGAAAGAUUUGCAAUGGUCUAAAUCUUCUUCGAACGAAGCAUAUAUAAGAGAACUUGCAAGGUUUGUGUUUUCUAUGAUUUCACAAGCAGCUAAGAGCUUUGUGAUGUUAUGCGGAGAGAGUUCUCCUUAUGCCUCAGAACUUAUGAUGUGGUCAUGUGAGGAAACAAAGUCAUAUGUUGCUUGGUUCGACGAGUAUGUUAAGAAGAUCUCGGCGACUAAUGGUAGCUUGUCAUAUGCCAUAAAAGCUGUGAAGUUCGCGGUGUUGUAUUGUUCCUUGUUGGAGGAUCAAAGUUUGGUUUUGCAGCCUUACUUGGUGAUGCUUCUAUGUCCCUGCAUUGAAGAGGUUCUGAAUACACAUGUAAAUCAUUUUAAGAAAGUUGUUGGUAUCUUCUCAGUAAGUGAUUCUUGGGGUUUGGAGAAAUACCUUGUUUCUGGAGUGUUGGAGGGAGGAUCCUUAAAUCUUGAUGUCGAGGAGCAACCGGAAUAUUGCGUGCUAACUACCAGCGGCCGGAAAUUUCUCACACUUUUACAGGCCAUUGUGGAAGAUAUUUCUCCUUUAGUUGCUCUUCAAAUGGGAAGUUCAAUCAUUGGUGCACUCAGCAACCUCAUCACAGAGUAUGUCACCAUUCUUGAAAGAGCUCUAACCUAUGAAAAAAGAGGAGGAGAUCAUCAAGUUAGUCCAAGAAUCAAGUUAGCCGUGUCGGUUGCGCAGCAGGUUUCGAUUUUGGCUAAUAUGUUGACGCUAACAAAGCUUCUCUUCGUCAUGGUUAAGGGAAUAUAUAGCAGCAAUGAUGGUGGCAAAGAUUCUAAUGAAAUGGAAGAAAAUUUAGAUGUUGAUCAGCAUCAAGAACUUGAAGAGUUCAUGCUGUUUCUUGAAGAGAGCUCACAUAAGCUGAGAACUGUGUUUUGCCAGCAAUUAAUUGCGCGAGUAUCGGCUACUUACCAUAGCCAUGAGAUUUUCUCGGCUAUUCAAAAUGUUGAUCAUUUUGAUGAUAACAGAAUCCAAUAUACCAUGCCCUCUGGUAUCUUUCAGGUUCUAUUUCUCGAACUGAGGAAAAUAGAAAGACUUGAUGAAGAGAAUAUGUUUGAAGUGAAUUGGUUGAUAGGCUUACUGAGGGCUAAAGAAGAAAAAGCAUAA